Messenger RNA from Helobdella robusta, 483 nucleotides. RefSeq lists its product as hypothetical. NCBI's taxonomy places the organism in Eukaryota, Metazoa, Annelida, Clitellata, Rhynchobdellida, Glossiphoniidae. The transcript is spliced from 2 exons. Bases 1 to 483 code for a protein of 160 amino acids. The record is from RefSeq and is a predicted model, not a curated record.
AUGGUUGUAGAGUUGAGCAGCGAAAGUAGAAGAAGCGACUACAUACUGCGCACUACUCAGAACUACAAAGAUUCGGACGCCAACAACAGCAGCAACAAGUUUCGAAGCAACAACAACACUUUUUAUACCUCGUAUAGCAGUAGUGCAGCCGCUACAAACAGUAGUAACAGCAGCGACUUCGACGACUUCCGAAGAAGGCUGAGAGGCACGUCAGUCCAGAAAGAUAAUUACGCAGCUGGCAGAACCAACUACAUGGCCACUGGCCUGAGCGGCUAUUCAUCUGCAGCUAGAGAUCGCAAGAGCUAUAGCUACAACAACAGCUACAACGAUGACGACUACAGCCACAACAACGACAGCAACGACGCACGCAGUAGCUACUCUCUUAUAAAAGCGCCGAACCCGUUCCCAGUGUCGAAAUUGAGGAAAAGGUUAAGGAAGGUCAUUUGUGAGACCAGGGGUGACCCUUACUACUUUAGAUAUUAG